Messenger RNA from Gloeophyllum trabeum ATCC 11539, 3243 nucleotides. RefSeq names its product S-adenosyl-L-methionine-dependent methyltransferase. The record is from RefSeq and is a predicted model, not a curated record. NCBI's taxonomy places the organism in Eukaryota, Fungi, Basidiomycota, Agaricomycetes, Gloeophyllales, Gloeophyllaceae. Gene Ontology annotation, molecular function: DNA (cytosine-5-)-methyltransferase activity. The transcript is spliced from 21 exons. The coding region runs from base 1 to 3243 and encodes 1080 amino acids. Gene Ontology annotation, cellular component: nucleus.
AUGGCUCAUGUACAGAUUCGAAUAUCUCCUGUAAAACAGGGCGGAAGGUCUGAUCGCGAAUCCUUGCCUGCGUUAGAGCAUGUAAAAGCAGCUUCCGUAUAUGAUGCUGAUUCUCCUAUAUUUAUCGCCCCUGACAAUGCACUGAUCGAGAGUGCAGAUGUUCAACUCAUUGGUGAGCUCGAAGCCGAAGAUGUGGUGUCCGGCCAGGAUGUUCCUGUGCGGCUACUGUCGGAGUUUACGAUCUACGACAAGGAGUCGAAGGCCCUGGUCCACAUUGCUGCCCUCCUCCACUUGGCUGGUGAGAAUGGUUUGGACUCUGGCGUAGAUUACAGCGCUUCUGGUUUGGUGCGGCCAUGGACGGAUGAAGAUGAAGAUGAAGAAGUUGGUCAAGAAGAUGACCCUGAAGAUGAUAUCCAGCUCGCAGAACAAUGCUUGAUGCUUGAUGAAAUUCUGGAUGUCAACAUGUACAACUUUGAGGACCACGAACUGGAUACUAAAAUCUGGUUGAAGACUCGAUAUGCGUGGUAUAUCCUUGAUAUGCCAUCAGCCACAUAUAUUCCAUUCUAUGCGGACUUCUAUAAGAAACACCAUGUUGUGUGCCUUGUCCUCUCUGUUGCUCUCUCUGACCCAAGGACAACAUGGACUGCCUUCAUGGACAAUGUCAAAGCAGGUCAAUAUGUGGGCUUUGAUCCUUUAUUCAGUCUUAUUUUGGGGAAUCCCCUAACACCUGCUGACCUUGAGCUGGAUGAUGUGAAAUCAUAUUUGCUUGGUUGCCUUAUUGAUUUGAAGGAUACCUACGGCAUGAAGACCAAACUUGCCCAGUCUUUAUUGAUCAAGGAGUUUCAGCAUGCUCUCCAGGGUACCCAAGCUGCAUUGUCUGCUGGAUUGAAGGGGUAUCCAGCCCAUACCAGUGCUCCCAAAACUUUGUCCACAAAUCAACACCCCAAGGCCUCAGUGAAGACAGUUGUGACACCAACCAUUCACAAGAUUGCUCGACCACAUUUUCUUCAACAUUUCAUUGCUGUUGGGCCCUCUUUGGCUCAGGACUUGGAACUUGAUGGUGAACAUAGUGUUCAACCGGAGCAUUACACUAACCCUAGUUGGAUAUGCUGGCUUGAGCCAGGCGAGGAGAAGGGUCACUACAAAUCAGUGAAUGCUGAUGGUGAUAUAUUCUGUGCUGGUGAUAUUGUGGCUGUUCCUCCAGGUCAUGAUGAAGACUGUAUAAGACAGAUGCAUGCUGCUGCUGCACCUGCCCAAUGUGAGAAUCUGAUAGCCAACUCAAUGUGGUUCUGCGAGAUUCAAUAUUUCUAUCAGUGUGGCCCGGACAAGAUGUUUCAUGCUAGGUGGCUUGAGCAUGGUUCCAAGACCAUUCUUGAGGAACUGGCUGAUCCCAGUUGUCUCUUCUAUGUCAAUGAAUGUGAUGACCUCAAGGUAGCAUGCAUAUUUACCAAGGAGAUGGAGAUUAGUCAACAAGAUGGCAUCAGUUAUGAUGAGCAACGGCUUGUCAAGACAGAUAAGGUCCUGGAGCUCAAAAGCUCUCAGGUUGCUGGCCAUUGUUAUGUGGUGCAUCCUGAUGCACUGGAGCUUGAUGUUACAUUGGAUGACUGGCUAACUUAUGAUGAUCACUUCUUCGUGAUGGAAGUGCUGGACUCUGACCAGAGGGUCAAUAUGCCUGUUGAAGACUUCCAGACUUGUGGUGCAUGUUAUCAGGAUCAGCUAGUCAGCAUGCAGCAGCACAAGGCUUUAUUAGCAAGAAACCAACCAUUGCAAGCUCUAGAGCUCUUCAGUGGUGCUGGUGGACUGUCUGUGGGACUCCAUAGUACACCAUAUAUUCAAACAAGAUGGGCUGUAGAACUCUCCCAAACACCAGCCUUGACAUACCAGAAGAAUCACCCUGGGACAAUGGUGUAUAAUAUGAGUACAAAUGACUUGCUCCAGAAGACACUAGAUGCCCAUGAGAAUCAGCAUGCCUUUGAUCCAACCUCUCUCCAAGGCUUAAUGCAGCCAAUGCCGGUACCGGGUGAAGUGGAUCUGAUCUAUGGAGGUCCACCAUGCCAAUCCUUUUCCGGAGCAAAUUACAACAAGGUGCCAGAUGAUCCACGAAGCGCCUUGAUAGCCAACUUCAUGUCAUGGGUGGACUACUAUCGCCCGCGAUAUUUCCUCAUCGAGAAUGUAGUUGGUAUGCUCAACCACCGACUGAAGGCGUGCAAAGUCAACAACCAGACGGUGGGAGGCAUCCAAAUGGGCAUAGUCAAGUUCAUCAUGCGUGCCGCUACAACACUCGGGUAUCAAGUGCACUGCAAGGUCCUACAAGCGGCGGAAUAUGGGUCACCCCAAAGCAGGGAGCGUAUUAUCUUCAUCGGAGCAAGGGGCUUAACACCUCUUCCUCGCUUCCCCAUCCCGACACAUUGUUUUCCUCGACGGGUACGGCAAAGGAGUACCGUUACCGGCAACAGCAUCACAGGCGUCAAUCGGCUACCAGAUUACCCGGACAUUGGCAGGGCACCGUUUGCGCAAGUAACUGUCAACGAUGCAACGAGUGAUUUACCACCGUACGAUUGGGUAAACCCACAUAAGACCAUACCGGCCACUCGGAAAGACGAGUGCGAGGUCAUGUCGCGCGAAGCCAGAGGCAUCAAGCAAUUCAUUGCCCAUGACCCAGACGAGUGCGGAUCGACGUACCCCGGAUACGCUGAGCCCGUACCUUAUGCCUGCAGGCCGAAGAAUGGCUACCAACGGUGGAUGCGGGAGGGGAUGGGUGACGGCAAGUGUGAGGGUCAUUAUACCAAGUUCUUCCGACCGAUUAUCGUGGAGCGAGUCGUGAAUGUGCCUCUGAGGCCCAUUGCCGAUCACACGAACCUACCGAAUGCACUCCGUGGUACCACGAACAACACGGGUCAGUCAGAGAAGCUGAAGGGGCUGUACGCUCGCCUAGACGCCAACGGCCACUUCAGCACCGCGCUGACCACGGUCCUACCGAUGCGUAAGCCAGGCGGGAAGGUGCUGCAUCCUACGCAAAAGCGCGUCAUAACCGUGCGCGAGUGCGCGCGCGCGCAAGGGUUUCCGGACAACUACGUCUUCGUGACGGAGGGCAAGACGGCCAACGCGAGGGUUCAGGACCAAUUGAAGCAGAUAGGCAACGCCGUGCCAAUACCGCUGGGCAGGGCGCUCGGAAUGGCCAUAGGGGAGUCAUUGAUGCAGGUUUGGAAGGAGCAAGAGAGACGUGGGUCUCCAGAAAUAUGA